AUGGCUACAAUCGUCAAACAAAAACCGAUUACUAUUAAAUGUUCAAAUUCAUCAAAAGAUAUUGAACACAUAACUUGCAUAGCACUUGAAUCAAGUACAAAACAAACACCAAUUAGAAUGAUUUGGAUCUAUUCGAAUACAGCAAAUACAUCAAAAGAAGAUUUCAUGCCAGCCGAACAUUUACAAACGACUCUGUCGGAUACACUCAAUUAUUUUCCUAUACUAGCUGGUCGUGCUACAGAAGAUGCAAAAGGCAAUGUCACGAUACAUUUAACAAAUGAGGGUAUCCUCUAUACUGAAGCAGAAUGUAUGACUCAUACGUUGGAUUAUUUCGUACCACGAACGCUUCCCGACGAAGAAUUCGAGUAUGAACAUAUUAACAUAAGUGAUUUAUCUGUAAGAGUAAAAACCGAUUUGACAGGAGCUUGUGUGUCAAUACAAGUGACACGUCUAAAGUGUCAUAGUGUUAUUUUAAGUAUAUCAGCUCUUCAUUGUUUAAUGGAUGCACAAAGUACGUCGGAUUUUAUCAAUGCAUGGGCUUCUGGUAAACCACCGAAAAAAAUGCCAGUGUUUGACAAAACCUUCGUGUUAUAUCCAACCGAAGAACAACGACAGCAAAUUAGUACUCUGUCUCGACCAAAGGACUGUGUUUUUAAUCGAACUGUGGCAUUACCGUCUGGCUCACCAUUCAGUCAAGUACCACAACAACAACGUGUGAUAAGCAAAGUUUAUUUCUUCUCUGCUGACGAAUUAAAAAUGAUUAAAAAUGAAGCCUCAAAAAACCUAACAGAAUCCAUUGAUUUCAUCAGCACGUAUGAUGCACUUUAUGCUCAUAUGAUUUUAGUAAUUGCUGCCGCUACUCAAACGUCAUUAACUGAUACUGUCAAAAUUCUUCAAGCAUUCAAUGGUCGGCCAAGUUUCGUUUCUUGUUGUUCACCAACUGUUCUCAACUAUUUUGGUUCAUUACCAUUUUGGCUCUAUGCUUUGAUACCAUCUGAUCGACAACCAACACUCUCAUCAUUAGCACAACAGAUUCAUGAAAUGCAUUCAAAACAAUCAGCGAAUUCACUGAGAGACUACAAUGCUUAUUUAAUGAGUGAUGAUGGUAGCAUACUUACAAAUCGAGUCGAUGCAGAUUUCAUUAAUCGUGAUUUUCAUUGUACCUCAUGGCGAAAAAUGAAUAUGUUAGAUGCUAAUUUUGGUAACAGUGGAUUUCCAGUCUAUAGUGGACCAGCGGAUUGCUUAAAUCCGCGAUAUUUUCCAAUGAUGGAUGCAUGUAUAAGAGAUUCAUCGGUUUAUAUUUUGCUAGGAUUGCGAGAACAAGAUUACGAACGAAUGAUGCAACAAAAUAUGCUACAUAAAUUUCGAUAA
This is a messenger RNA of Rotaria sp. Silwood2, 1371 nucleotides long. The record is from the annotation of a GenBank genome assembly. Lineage: Eukaryota; Metazoa; Rotifera; Eurotatoria; Philodinida; Philodinidae.